AUGUCCCCAGCUCGUAUUGGUAUUGUUGGUGGAGGCCCAGGAGGUCUUUCGACUGCCAUGAUUCUCUCAGCCAAAGGUUUCAACGUGACUCUUUUCGAAAAAUCCCCAACAAUUGGAGGACGAACGAGUUCACUUCAGGUUGGACACUCCAAGUUUGAUUUGGGUCCCACCUUCCUCAUGAUGAAAUUCGUUUUGGAUAAGGUCUUUCAAGACUCGGGAAAGAAAAGUGAACAUUAUAUGAAAUUUCAAAGAUUGGAUCCCAUGUAUCGUUUGCAAUUUAAUAAGGACACACAUAUGGAUUGUUAUGACUUUUCACAAAGAGACAAAAUGUUGCAAGAAUUGAAGAGAGUCGUUCCCGAAGAUGUGGAAGGCUAUCAACGAUGGUCUGAAUGGGAAACAAAGAGAUAUGAACGUUUAAUACCACUUCUUCAAAAGGCCUAUUCCUCUCAUAGUGAUGUGGUUUGUAUGGACGCGUUAAAGGCACUGCCUUACAUGCAGUUCCAAAAAUCAUUGCAUCACAUGUUGAGUGACUUUUACCAAAAUCCUUUGAGCAAACUAUCAUUUAGUUUUCAAGCCAAAUAUUUGGGUAUGAGUCCUUUCACGUGUCCAGCGUAUUAUGGAAUCAUACCAUUUGUGGAACAUGCAUUCGGAGUUUAUCAUGUGGAAGGAGGACUUUCUGAAAUUCCUCGAACCAUGGCUGUUGCUGCUUCUGAGAAUGGAGCUCACAUCAAAUUGGGUACACCUGUGAAACAAUUAAUCAUUGAUCAAAAUUCGAGACAAGUUAAAGGAGUCAAGGUGAUGGAAGAAGGAAAAGAAGAAAAUGAAUACUAUUUUGAUGAGGUUAUUCUCAAUGCUGACUUUCCCUACGCAGUUCAUCAUUUAAUUCCAAAUGCAGAAAAUCUAUUGAGACAAUGGAAACCUAGCAAAAUUGUUAAGAAGAAAUUCUCAUGUUCAACCUUCAUGAUGUAUCUUGCCUUAGAUAAGGAAUAUCCAGAAAUUCAACAUCAUACUAUCUCAUUUGCGGAUGAUUAUUCAGCUAAUUUGAAAGCAAUUUCAGAGGGAUAUAUAACUGACGAUUUGUCAAUUUACGUGAGAAAUUCAUGUGUCAAUGACAAGACCGUGUCACCAAAAGGAAAAUCAGGACUUUACGUGCUAGUUCCAAUUCCCAAUCUCAUUGACAGUCAAGGAAAAAUUGAUUGGACCAAUCCAACAACUAUUCAGAAAACUCGUGAACUUGUUCUCAAACAUUUGGAAACAAGAGUUGGUUUUGAGGAUUUGAGAAAUCAUAUUGAAGCAGAAAAAAUUAUUACUCCUAUCGAAUGGCAAUCACAACACAAUGUGUUCAACGGCUCAGUUUUUUCCUUGUCACAUAAUCUGCUACAAAUGUUAAGCAUGAGGCCUAGAAAUAAGUUCAAUGAGUUGGAGGGACUUUACUUGACAGGUGCCCAUACUUCACCUGGAAGUGGUUUGCCAACCAUUUUUGAAUCUGGAAGAAUGGUUUCCGAAAUGCUGUGUCAAAAGUAUGGAAUUCCUUAUACAAGAUCUUCUCUGCUUGAAUCCAUGUAG
Molecule: messenger RNA, 1566 nt
Organism: Naegleria fowleri
Lineage: Eukaryota; Heterolobosea; Eutetramitea; Acrasida; Naegleriidae
Exons: 2
Coding region: 1-1566 (521 amino acids)
Biological process (GO): carotenoid biosynthetic process
Molecular function (GO): oxidoreductase activity
Source: RefSeq, a predicted model, not a curated record